UCAUCUGCGUGGAACAACGUAAAUAACAACUGGUGGUUAGUUCUUAGGCUAGUUUCGUGCGUGAUCUGCGAAAAACCAUAUGCAGAGAAAAAAAACAAGAAGCACUGGCCUCAAGUUCACUUCAAAGGGUCCGGCUUCUUAUCGCUAAAUUUUCCAUCUACAAAUAAAGUAAGAGCAGAGAGACCAAAACAAGAAAAAAGUAGGAGCGCGAACUUGGAUGUAGAAGAUAAAAUUCCAGUCGCGUACAGGGAAUAAGACGACAGCGUGGGGAAAACAAAUAUGGUAAUCCGCUGGACCCCUUGGUAAUCCGAAAAGUAACAAAGAAAUGAUAAGAUGAAGAGUAUUUUGUCACGCCAGUGUUAAUCUGAGGAUGGAAAUUUUGUGACGAGACGGCGAUAUAGACCAGCAAGUCAUGUUGCUCGUGGAGAGCCUUAUUCGUUCCCUAAAUGGAGAAAGUGGCCACGCAAAUGGAGAGGUCAAAGACAGUGAAGAACUUCGAAAGGCUGUCACUAGUAUCGAAGGACAGGUGAAUGGUCUGACGUUAAAUCGAUCUUCUCAGAUAAUUACCAAGCCAGUAACUGUGGAUCCUUCUUUAAAGCUUCACAAUGCCACCGAUAACGGAUGCACGAAUGAUGAAAAAAGAGAUCGCUUAGAGGAAGAUUCGGAACUCAAGGGUCGAGAGGUACCGGAUGAGGAAAAUCUCACCUUGGAUUUCGAGGAACCCUCCCCAGAAGUGAUGGAGUAUGCUAGGCGGGAACUCGGCGAAAGCGACGAGGUCAAGUGCCAAACUCUUCAAGAAUUGCGCGAAAUGAUAUACGAAAGGGGAGAAUGUUUGCCACAUCGAGUGGACGAUGCCUUCCUCAUCAGGUUCCUGAGGGCACGAAAUUUUAACGUACAUCGAGCUCAUCGACUGGUAGUGAAUUACUAUAAUUUUAAAGAAGAACAUCCCGAAAUCCACGAGGGUGUGAAUCCUCUAGAAAUGAGGCACAUUGGCGACGACGAUGUGAUGACUGUACCAGCCUACCGGACUCAGUGUGGAAGAAGGAUGAUGAUCUAUAGAAUGGGAAAUUGGGAUCCAAGAAAAUACUCAAUAGAGGAACUUUUUAAAGCCACCGUAAUUAUUCUUGAAUUAGGAAUCCUCGAACCCAGAGCUCAAGUCCUUGGAGGAGUCGUUAUCUUCGAUCUCGAGGGAAUCACUAUAGGACAUGCUUGGACAAUCACACCUCAGAUUGCAAAUAUGGUUAUUGCUUUGAUGGUUACCUCCUUCCCCAUGAAGACAUACGCCAUACAUAUUCUGCACCAAUCUUGGGUGUUUGAUGCCAUAUUUGCAGUUUUCAAGCCUCUGUUGGAUUCAAGAAUGCAGGCGAAGAUGUAUUUUCAUGGUCACGACAUGAGCAGCCUUCACCGACAUGUGGCACCGACAUGCCUGCCAAAAAAAUAUGGAGGAACUCGAGAAGAGCUGCCAUAUUACAAAUGGAUCGAUUCGCUUAGUCAGGAACCGAAAAUUGUCAAAGAGAUGCAUCAAGUGGGAUACAUCAUUCCGGAAGAAUUACUCAAAACUAUACGGGAUUGAACCAAAAUAAUUCAUUCUGGUUUCUGGGAUGUUUUUUCACCAUUAGAUAGUUCAAAUUAUUGUUCUUUUUUUCUACAUUUAAUAAAUAUAGUCAAGAAAAUAAAUUUGUUUUCUAUUCAAGGUCAGAAAUAUUUAAGAGAAUAUGACAUUUUUGUGUUGCAUUUCGUUUUCCCUUAAUUGGAAUUCGAAAGUUGUAGUUUUGAUAUAAAACCUUGCUCUCUAACAACUGCGUCAGUCUGA
This is a messenger RNA of Belonocnema kinseyi, 1813 nucleotides long. Its product is annotated as alpha-tocopherol transfer protein-like. The record is from RefSeq and is a predicted model, not a curated record. Gene Ontology annotation, molecular function: phosphatidylinositol bisphosphate binding. Gene Ontology annotation, cellular component: membrane. Bases 413 to 1573 code for a protein of 386 amino acids. Lineage: Eukaryota; Metazoa; Arthropoda; Insecta; Hymenoptera; Cynipidae. The transcript is spliced from 7 exons.